Helobdella robusta is the source of this 1892-nucleotide messenger RNA. RefSeq lists its product as hypothetical. The coding region runs from base 74 to 1552 and encodes 492 amino acids. Gene Ontology annotation, molecular function: nucleosomal DNA binding; nuclear receptor binding. The transcript is spliced from 11 exons. Gene Ontology annotation, biological process: negative regulation of DNA-templated transcription. Gene Ontology annotation, cellular component: SWI/SNF complex. The record is from RefSeq and is a predicted model, not a curated record. Lineage: Eukaryota; Metazoa; Annelida; Clitellata; Rhynchobdellida; Glossiphoniidae.
UCGUCGUUAAGCGGUUGAAAUUGCCGGAUAAAUUGGAAUUGACCGUGUGUUCUUUCGUUCGUUCAAUAAAAAGAUGUCGACACAAUUUCAUCGCUGUCAAACAUUACCGUCUCAACACUCCAGUUCAAGCAGAGUGAAUCGAAACAUUUACCCCAAUUACAAUGUCAAUCAGUCCUCAUCUCAGCUGGAUAGUUCAACUACUGGGGUGAAAUCAGUAAAUCCAUUCAUUUCCAGUCCACAUGGACAUCCAUCGUAUGCACCUGUGAAGCUGGGAUCCAAAGGAGCAGCAGACAAUAAGAUGAACAAGCAGCCCAAGCCUCCCGACAAGCCACUGAUGCCUUAUAUGAGGUACUCCAGAAAAGUUAGCAGAUUGGUUUGGGACUCAGUGAAGGCCAACAAUCCAGAUCUGAAGUUGUGGGAGAUAGGCAAGAUCAUUGGUCAGAUGUGGAGGGAACUGGGAGAUGAUCAGAAACAAGAGUACAUCGAUGAGUACGAAUCUGAGAAAGCGCAGUACAUGGAUGCCAUGAAGACCUACCACAACUCUCCUGCCUAUUUGUCCUGGGUGGCUACCAAAGGCAAGGUCGAUGUAGACAAUGAUGUUGACGAACCAGAGAAGAACACCAAAAGAAAUAAAGGACCAAUUCAAAGAGAGUUGACGGACCAAAAGAUAGUAACUACUAUUCAGGCUAACGAAGAUGAAGACGACCUUGAAGACUGUUACAGUAUAAAGAAUGUAUCGGCGGCUCGUUACUACAGAAACCACUGUUUGAUCAAUGAGAUAUUCAGUGAGGCCAUCGUGCCUGACGGUCGAGCGAUCAUCAAUGAAACUAGAAUGGUGGUCCUUAAGAGGCAGGUUCAAUCUCUCACCAUGCAUCAGAAAAAACUAGAGAAUGAAUUGCAGCAGAUAGAGGAACGCCAUAAAUCAAAAAAAUGUAAAUUCACUGAUUCUUGCGAACAGUUUUCUGAAAAUCUCACUAAGUUGUGCGAAAGUCGUCCGCAGAUAACUGACGAGCAGUUUGAUGUCAUGGUUGUGAAGGCGAAGGAAGAAAUGAUCAAGCAGAAAAUUCUUCUUGAACAGCAACAAGCCAAACAACAACAGCAGCUGCAGCAUCGGCAACAGAUGAUUCUGCAACAGCAACUGGAGAAGCAACAAGAGACUGAUUCAAAUAAAGAAGAUGAAAAAGAUGAGGUCAGCAUGGAUACAAGUGAGCCAGUCGCUGCAGCAGCAACAGAGGAGAAAAAAGAUGGUGAAGGUACAGAAAAAACCAGAAAGCAAGAAGAAACCAGCAAGCAAGUUGAAGGUGAGGCCAACCAGAAAGCAAAAGAAUCGACAGAUGAAGAUGAAGAGAAAACAAAAACUGAUUUAAAAACUAGCAACACGGAAGAGGAUGAUGAUGAAAAAACUGAUGACGAGCUUAAUGAUGAAUACAAUGACGGUGGGAAAAAUGAUAACAGUGUGAAUAACGAGGAGGAAGAAGAAGGAGAUGAUGAUGAUGAUGAUGAUCAGAACACGACUUUAGGCAGUAACGAUGGUCCUCCAGAAAGCAAUUGAUGAUUAGGUGAUUUUCCGCUUAUUGUCCUCUUACUUCUUUUCUCUGUUCUAGCGCCAUUUUGUGGGGUCCAUUGAUGAGUUUGAUUGUCUUUGAACGUUUAAAUAGUAUGAAAUGAAUUGGAUUGUUUCAUCACAGGUUUUAGAAAAUUAUGAAAACAUCUGUUGUUUAUUAAUUCAAAUAAUUAAAUGCUAUCAACAAAACAAAAUGUGUACAAUUUAGAAUUUAAAUUUCGGUCCGUAUGAAAACUUUUAUCAAAUUAAUUUGUUAAUUAAUUUUGAUACUUAUAGUUGAGUAAAAUAAGUAAUGAUAAAAAAAAUUUUUACAUGUGGCUUGCUAGUC